CACCGAAUGGCCGACGAUCGCAUUCGCGCACUGGCUGCCGAGAACGAGCGCCUGGCCCAGAGCCAGCGCGACAGCCAAGCUCAGAUUGCCGCGCUCACGCAGUCACAGGCAGAGUGGCAGGCCAAGUGCACCCAGGCCAUGACCCUCCUCCAGAAGCAGCAUGCCAUCCUCAAGGCCCACCCUCCACCGACCCCAGAGGCGACGGCUGCGGCGGCGGCAAAUGCGGCGGCGGCCGUGGCGGAGGUCGAGGGCCUGAAAUCGCAGCUCCUCAGCGCUCAGAACGACGCUGCAGCUAGACAGCAAGAGGUCAGCGCCGCUCGGGCUGCAGAACGCGCUCUUCAAGACCGUCUGAGUGCACUGGAAACUCAGCGCCAGACGCGCGAAGCAGAGCAGCAAGCCAAGCUGGCCCAACUCGAGUCAGCGUUGCGCCAACAAGCCUCGGCUCCGGCCACUCCGAUGAAUUCGACAGAGGUGCAAACCUUGAAGGCGCAGAUUGCAGACCUACACCAGUCCAACCUUGCCACGCUGCAGCAGCUCCAGCAGUCUCAGUCAGCGAGUCUUGAGCUUGCCGCGCAGCUCGAGCACAGCAACUCUGCGCAGCAAGCGCUACAAAGCGCUCAGCAAGCGUUGCAGGCCUCUCUGCAAGAGCGCAAUACACGAAUCUCCGAGCUCCAGACCCAGCUUGCAGCGGUACCUGCUGUCGCGCCAGCUGCUGGUGCGCCCGCUGCCUCUAGCGACAGUAGCAGCAGCAGCAGCAGCAAGACCGAGCUUGCCGGGCUCCGCAUCCAGUUGCGCUCUGCCGAAAGCCGGGCCGACAAGCACGAACGUGCAGCAGCGGCUCUUCAGGAGCAGCUGGUGGCACUUCAGGUGGCCACCGCCAGCUCUGGCGCCGUUACUGCGGCUGUGCCUGCACCUUCCCCCGACACUCAGCCGUCACUCGAACUCCAGCAAAAGAUUGCCAGCCUUGAAUCUGCGGUUCAAGCCGCGCAGGCGACUCUGGCGUCAAAGUCAGCCCAAUACGACGAGCUUCAAUGCGAGCUGAUGGAUGCCGUGCAACAGCAAACGCAAACACAAGCAGAAAAUGAGUCGCUGCGUGCGACAGUGGUCGAGCACGAAACCAGGGCUUCGACGGCGGCGUCAUCACUUGCAACCAGUGCCAGCAGUGCAGCGACUCGGAUUGAAGAACUCAGCUUCGCGCUGGCUGCGGAGCGCUCGAGCGCCAGCGCGGCGAUUGCUCGUCGCGAUCAGCUUCAAGCCGAUGUUGCCGACGCCAGAGCCACGGCCAGCACCUUGCAGGCGUCGCUUCUCGCCGCUGAACAGAAUGCGGCUGCGCAGUCGGCCCGGUUGCAGCAACUCGAGCAGGACUUGGAGCAAGAGCGUCGCAAACCUGCGCCUCCGCAGCAACUGCCAGCGCCAUCCUCUUCUGUGCUCGAUCUCGACACGCAGCGACGUAUCCUGUCGCUCGAAAAUGAGGUUGAUGCCUUGCGCUCACAAGUUCGCACCUCUACCGAGCGCGCCAACGAGGCUGAAACCAAGGCCAAGGACCUGACCAAGCAAGCCAUCGAGCAGCAACAGCAGCAGCAGUCCACGCAGAGCAAGGUGGACGCGGACGCGACCGCUGCUCGCUUCAAGAUUGCGGAUCUCGAGCGGCAGCUUGCAGAUGCCAAGAAGGUGGCGGCAUCGGGUGCAGGCACUGCGGCCGCGACCACGGCAGCGCCGGCCUCCUUGCAGCAGCCAGGUGCCUCUUCUUCGUCCGCGGAGGUCGCCGCUCUGAAGCGCAUGCUCGAGGAUGCGACGCGACAGCGCAGCGAGGAUAUCGCCCGCCUGUCCAUGCAGGCCACCGCUGCCAAGCAGCUGGCUGCAGACGCAUCGAGCAAGCUGACUGCUGUGCAGCAGGAGCUUGUCGAUGUCCAGGCGACGGCUGUGCGAAACGAACAGGCCAGAAACGAAGCGGCCGCGCAGCUUGCGACGACGCAGGCUCGCCUGAAAGAUCUGACAGCCCAACUUGGCGAUGCCCAAGUGCAGUCCUCCGAAUCUGGAGCGCUUCAGCAGCAAGUUGUCCAGGCAAAGUCCGACGCGGCGAGUGCGCGCCAGGAGUUGCUCGAGUUGGUCUCGCAACUGAGCGAUGCCCAGCAACAGUCGACGGAAGCGCUGUCUCGCUUGGACGCCGCCCAACAGCAAGCCACACAGGCCUCCGCGGAAUCCACCCAAGCGCGCCAAACUGUGGCAGAGCUAACUGCCCAGCUCCAGCAAGCCAACGCUGCCCUCCAGCAAAAGUCAGCUGCCGCAGCGGCAAUUGCAGCCAGCGAAGAGAAGCAGAAAGACAUUGCCAAGGUCGAAGCCGAGCUGGUCGCUCUCAAGUCAGCUCUCGCGACUGCAACCUCGCAGACGCUCGAGCUCAAAGACAAGUGUGACAAGCAGUCUGGUCGAUUGCAAGUUCUUGAAAAGUUCAAGGCCAAUGUCCAAGAAAAGCAGGUGCAAAAGCGGAUGACUCUGAUGAACGCCAGGCAGUCCAUCAUGGCCGGCAAAGGCGUGGAUGCUGUGGCUGCCGGCGACAUGGCCAAGCUUCGUGAGCUCGGGAACGUGACUGAUCCAGAGCAACGCAAGGCAAUGAUGGCGCAAAUGAAGAUGGACAAUCGACAGUCCAUGGCACAGUUCAAGCAACACAAGCUGGCCCAGAACGAACAAGUGAUUGAAAAAAUGUCGGUCAUCCUAUCGGAAGUCGACCAGCUCAGCAAAGGCAUGCAAGAGGGAGAGGCUGCCUUGAUUGAAAUGUCGCAAAUCAAUGAAGAGCUUGAGAAGGAGCUUGAGCUCCAAGGCAAGGCUGCUGUUGAUUCGACCAAGUACUUUAAGCAACUCGCUGUCGCUUUGGGCAAUCUGCUCAAAAAGUUUGAAAACAUGUCCCUGCUGCUUGUUCAAUUUGGCGAGGGCAAGACAACCGGCGAAGUGCUUCAGGCAACUCUUGGCCGCGAGUUGCAAGCCGUGGGCAAGGCUCUUGAUGUUGUGCGGUCCGAUGUCAUCAAGCAUACCUCUCUCGUGGAACGCAUUGCUACAGCACUUGUUCCAACGGCUGCUGCUUCUUCCGCAGAUGGAGCUGCCAGUAGUCCACGCUUGAAAGCGUCUCUCCUUGAUCAGAUCAAGAAUGGAGCCAAGCUUCGCAUCGUUGCCAAUGCGGUUCAAGAAAAGAACAAAAAGUCGCGCAAUUCGGUGGUUGUCCUCAACAGCCUCCAAGAGACGCUCAAGCUCGCUAUCGCCACGCAUCGCAUGGAUUUGCUCGAGGAUGAUGACGAUUUCUUCUUUGAUGACAAAGAGUGGGAUGUGUAAAGGGCUGAACAGUCCGAGUUAUAAAAUAAGUCGCAAAUACUAUUGUGCAACAAUCGACUUGCACAAUAAAACCAAC
This is a messenger RNA of Capsaspora owczarzaki ATCC 30864, 3400 nucleotides long. RefSeq lists its product as hypothetical. NCBI's taxonomy places the organism in Eukaryota, Filasterea, Ministeriida, Capsasporidae. Bases 7 to 3324 code for a protein of 1105 amino acids. The record is from RefSeq and is a predicted model, not a curated record. The transcript is spliced from 11 exons.